UUCAUUAUUAUAUUUAUUAUUACUAUUUUUUUCAGAAUGAAGUUAAUAGAGCGUUAAACUUAAUGCAAAAUAUGCAAUAUAAUCCGGAUGAACCAGCUUUAUUCAUAGCAAGGCCAAACCAUUGGGAUAUUCCACCUGCCAACGUAGAUCAAAGAAAUGAUCAAGUAUUACCUAUACUCCCAAAUGAUCUCAUUAAUGAAGUCUUGCAAAUGGAUAAUAAUCAUUUGGGAGUAUUAGUCAAUGGAGCUGAGGCAAUAUUAUUAUUAGCAGAGGAGCCAGCUCCACGCCCUGUGCCAGAACCAGCUCUACACCCUAUACCAGUACCAGCUCCACGCCCUGUGCCAGCACAGGUUGAAAGACUAGUACCAGCUCCACGUCCUGUGCCAGCACAGGUUGAAAGACUAGAACCAGCUCCAUGGAUCCGUGUCCGAACUAACCCAAGGAGGGUGGAUCCGGCACAAGGUGCACGCCCUGUUCCAGCACCGAGACGAGCACAUGUUGCUAGAUUACAGCCAGCUCCACGCCCUGUACCAGCACAGGUUGAAAGACUAGAACCAGCUCCAUGGAUCCGUGUCCGAACUAACCCAAGGAGGGUGGAUCCGGCACAAGGUGCACGCCCUGUUCCAGCACCGAGACGAGCACAGGUUGCUGGACCAGCACAAGGUGCACGCCCUGUCCCAGCACCGAGACGAGCACAGGUUGCUGGACCAGCACAAGGUGCACGCCCUGUCCCAGCACCGAGACGAGCACAGGUUGCUGGACCAGCACAAGGUGCACGCCCUGUCCCAGCACCGAGACGAGCACAGGUUGCUGGUCCAGCACAAGGUGCACGCCCUGUCCCAGCACCGAGACGAGCACAGGUUGCUGGACUAGAACCAGCUCCACGACGAGCAAUAGAGAUUGCUGCUAGACCUCUUCGAACAACCACUCGAGGACGGUUAAUGAAAGCUAUGAAAGCAAUGGCAACAGCGUCUUCGAAAAAGAGGCGCUAGUUAAUUUUUUAAAUCAGUUUCAAUGUCUUUUACAGUUAUUUUUUUGCUUUAUUUUACUAAUUUUUCUACAUGCUUUUUUGAAUUCUU
Messenger RNA from Leptopilina heterotoma, 1079 nucleotides. RefSeq names its product skin secretory protein xP2-like. NCBI's taxonomy places the organism in Eukaryota, Metazoa, Arthropoda, Insecta, Hymenoptera, Figitidae. Bases 63 to 992 code for a protein of 309 amino acids. The record is from RefSeq and is a predicted model, not a curated record. The transcript has 2 exons.